Messenger RNA from Aspergillus novofumigatus IBT 16806, 1417 nucleotides. Its product is annotated as putative 60S ribosome biogenesis protein Rrp14. Gene Ontology annotation, cellular component: nucleolus. Lineage: Eukaryota; Fungi; Ascomycota; Eurotiomycetes; Eurotiales; Aspergillaceae. Gene Ontology annotation, biological process: ribosomal small subunit biogenesis; ribosomal large subunit biogenesis. The transcript has 4 exons. The record is from RefSeq and is a predicted model, not a curated record. Gene Ontology annotation, molecular function: DNA binding; RNA binding. Bases 14 to 1417 code for a protein of 467 amino acids.
AUGAUAUCGAGGUAUGUGGUUGCUGAAGCCUCGUAAGCCCCGCGCUCACGACACUUGGGAAACUGACAAACUUUUCUAUCAGGAACGGUUGCGAAGCCAUGCUCAGGCCUUCGACGGCCUUCUGUCUUUGAUUCCUGCGAAGUAUUAUUAUGGUGAAGAUGGCAGCGACCAAUGGAAGCGAAAGAAGCAGACCAAGGAGCAAGCCCGCGAAGCCAAACGUGCGAAAUUGGACCCCGAUUCUGCCAAAACGGCCAAGGACGUGAUGGACGAAAAUGCUCGGAAGCGUAAGCGUGACGAGGAGGUGCAGAAUGGGUCCGAGUCAUCCGAGGAAGAAGAGCUGGGCUCUGAACUUCCCAAGGAAGGCCUGAAGAGAGGCGAUGUCAAAUCGAAAAAGCAGAAGCAGGCCGCCACAGAGCAAUCGGAUGAUACGGCAGCCAAGUUGGAGGAAGCCGAAGCGCGCAAGAAGUUAAGAGAGGAGAAGAAAGCACAGAAGAAAGCCGCUCAGAAAGAGAAGAAGAAGGCCAAGGAAACUUCCAAAAAAGACAAAAAAAUUGAAAAGUCCGGGUCGAAACCCGCGAGCGAUAAGGGAGAAGAGCAGACGCCCUCCAAGGUAGAAGACAGCGAUGAUGAGGUUGAGCAAGAAGGAGCUCUCUUCCAUAUCUUCCAUCGCCCCCCUACUGCUUCCACUGAAACCAACGACGCCUCCCAAAAAUCAUCAUCUGAACCCAAGCCUCUCAAGCCGACCCCAGAAGAAUUAAAACAGCGCUUACAGAAGCGCUUGGACGAGCUGCGUGCCGCCCGGCAGGCCGACGGAUUCGAUGGCAAGCCCGCCCGGAACCGUCAGGAACUGAUCGAGGCUCGCCGGCAAAGAGCCGAGCAGCGCAAGGCACACAAGAAACUGCUGCGACAGAAGGCCAAGGAAGAAGAGCAGCGCGCCAAAGACGAGGCUAUGGCCAAGCGCUUCUCCCCGCAGGCCGAUCCCAGUCUGAUGAACGUCCGCGAACAGCCAAAGCGCCAUGGACCCCAGGACCCCGCUACGGCACUCAAGGCCGCAGAGGCAAAGAAGGCCCGCCUGGCCGAGAUGGGCGAAGAGAAGCGUGCGGAUAUCGAACAGAAGGACAUGUGGCUGAAUGCCAAGAAGCGGGCGCACGGUGAAAAGGUCCGGGAUGACACCUCGCUUCUCAAGAAGGCGCUGAAGCGCAAGGAGUCCGCGAAGAAGAAGUCCGAGCGGGAAUGGAAGGAGCGUCUCGAGACCGUCAAGAAGGGCAAGGACGCGCGUCAGCAGAAGCGCGAGGAGAACCUCCGCAAGCGACGCGAGGAGAAGGGCAACAAGGGCAAGAAACCUGCCGCAGGCAAGAAGAAGGCCAGACCUGGAUUUGAGGGAAGCUUCAAAGCCAAGGUGGGUGGAAAGAAAUGA